UUUUUUUUCAACAGCCAUCAUCUAAGUCGAAUGGAAACAAUAACGAAGAGGCUGCACAUCUCUGGUCUGACCCCGUCUUUGUCUCCAGCUGACUUGUCGAAGAGGCUGUCGACUUUUGGGACCGUAAAGGCUCUGGAUGGCUUUGGGCUCUUAGAUGGAGUGGGCCAACCAAGGAAAUUUGGCUACGCGACAUUGGAAGCUACUCCGGCGCAAUUAGCGAAAUGCCUCAAUGUUCUCAGUGGGUCCACUUGGAAGGGUGCUAAACUUCGGAUUGGUGAUGCAAAACCCGAUUAUGCUCAAAGGAUAGAAAAGGAACGAGCUGAAGCCCAGGAUGCGCCACCUCCCAAGAAGAAACGGCGAUGCUCCAAGUACACCGCUGUCGAAGCGGAGGAUAUGUCGUUAGUGACGCCGCAGAAUGCCCACUUGCGUGCUGGAUGGACCGUGACGACCCUCGGAAGGAUCAUGCGACCUAUGCGUAUGAGGCCCGAAAGACCUCUAAUGCCACUUCCCAAACCACCCGCCGACGGAAAGGCAUCUAAGAAACGAAAAAUCCCACUUGUUCGUGCUCGAAGGAGAACUAUCGAUAUGAGGCGAUGGGAGGGAGCGCAUCUGACGGGCGUCUUUUUGGGAGGCGGGGUUCCUUUGCAAGAAGGAGAUGACGCUGAGGAUAAAGAUGAAUACCUGGAAGAACAGCGUAGUGACAUAUCUGUUGAAGAAGAUUCCGGGAUUCUUUUGGCUAGUUCAAUGGACGUACCCUCCUCUUCAGCUCUACAGAAGAUAACGCCGGCAGUAUCGUCUCAAACUGACAUGGCCUUUGAUUUGACUGCAGAAAAACGUGAAACGCUUGGUUUGUUGCAAUCACUCUUCGGUGGCGGCGACAAUACGAAAGAAUGGGGCGGCGCAGAGAGCAUUGCCUCCGAUAUUGACGUAGAUGAACAGCACUUGCUAGAAGGCGACGGUGAGGCCGACUAUGAGGUGGUCCCGUUAGACACCUCACAGGAGAAACCAAUGAAUCCUUCUCCAGCAGGAGAAUCUUCGACAGAAGUCGAGACGACUACGAAUACCACCAAGACAAAACUAAAAGAUUUGUUUGCGCCUCGUGCUGAUGAAGGCGGUUUUUCGCUCAUGGGGCACCUUAAUCUUGACUUUGAAAUGGACGAGGAAGUUACAUUCCCAACAGCAGUGGCGGAAAUACCGGUACCGGAGGCGCUCCCAACUGUCGAAGUAGUUCCUACUCCCAUACCAGCAUUGUCUCACCUGGUCCUCGACCCCAAAAAACCACUCUUCUUCCCACUGUCAUCUUCCUUCCCUACGUCGGAGCCCUCUGCCUCUAGACCAAGGGUGAAAAAUAUCUUCGAUGUCGCCCGAGAGAAACAUUGGACGACCUCUCUAUCUUCUACUGGCGGGUUCCAUAGAAUGGCGACGGAAGAAGAUAUCAGGAAAAGGUGGGAAGAGAGCAAAGGAGAACUGACUCGGGGAUGGAAGAAAAGAGUCAAGGAUGCUGGGAAAAUGAAAAGAAGGAGGGGUACGGUUGCAGACGAAGGGGUCUAGUCACCAAGUAACGGAGGCACUACGGCCAACCGUAGGGAAUGAUCCCGAAUUUUCUAGCCUUAGAAUAUGCAGAUUCAAGUGUUUACAACUCGUCUACUCUUUAUACAACAAGAAAGCUUUGUUGCACGCGAAAUAUGACCUC
Messenger RNA from Guyanagaster necrorhizus, 1693 nucleotides. RefSeq lists its product as uncharacterized. NCBI's taxonomy places the organism in Eukaryota, Fungi, Basidiomycota, Agaricomycetes, Agaricales, Physalacriaceae. The transcript is spliced from 4 exons. Bases 31 to 1551 code for a protein of 506 amino acids. Gene Ontology annotation, molecular function: RNA binding. The record is from RefSeq and is a predicted model, not a curated record.